Messenger RNA from Atta colombica, 1096 nucleotides. It is a transcript of the gene Sptr, whose product is annotated as sepiapterin reductase. NCBI's taxonomy places the organism in Eukaryota, Metazoa, Arthropoda, Insecta, Hymenoptera, Formicidae. The record is from RefSeq and is a predicted model, not a curated record. Gene Ontology annotation, biological process: tetrahydrobiopterin biosynthetic process. Gene Ontology annotation, molecular function: sepiapterin reductase (NADP+) activity. The transcript has 3 exons. Bases 1 to 789 code for a protein of 262 amino acids.
AUGUCGAUUGAAGCAUUGUCUGGCAAAGUUUUUCUACUGGUAACUGGUGCAAGUCGUGGAAUUGGUCGCCAGAUUGCGAUAACAUUUGGUUCAAUGCUGGAGGAAGGCUCGCGUGUUCUUUUAUUAGCGAGAAAUAAAGAUGCGUUGCAAGAAGUCGCGAAAAAUAUACCUUCUAAAGUAAAAGUCUGUACUAUUAGUGCAGAUUUAAAUAAAUCAACUAAUAAAACAAAAUUCGAAGAAUUUCUAUCGGAAUCUUUGAAGGAAACUACCCCCGAUGCGUUUAAUCGAAUGGUUCUAAUACAUAAUGUAGGUUCCAUAGGCAAUGUUUCUCAAGUAAAUGAUAUAUGGGACAUAAACAUUUGGAGAGAAUUUUACGACCUGAACUUUUUCAUUCCUACUGUAUUGAAUACGGUGGUCAUGAAUACAUUUAAUAGUAAAAUUAUCAAGAAGAUGGUUAUCAAUAUUACAUCCUUAUUUGGUAUUCAAGCAGUCGUUGGCUGUGGUCAAUAUUGCUCGGUGAAAGCAGCACGAGAAAUGUACUUUAAGGUUUUUGCUUUAGAAAACCCUGAUGUGAAUGUAUUGAGUUAUUCACCUGGACCUGUCGACACGGAUAUGUUUACUAUGGUUUGCGAAAAAAUGGUUGAUCCUAAAACUAAAAAGGCAUUUAAUGAAAUGCGAGAAAAGAAAACUGUAUUGACCGCAGAGCAGACUGUUAAUCGCCUUGUGCAAGUCUUAAAAGAGCAUAAAUACAAUUCAGCCGAUCAUGUGGAUUAUUACGAUAAAUUGUGAAAAGUAAAAAUAACAAUAUUUAUAGAGAGAAAUUCUCAGUAAAUAAAUUCAUUCUUUUAUAUUAAAAAUAAUUUUGCUUUACAUUUUUAAAGAAAGUGAACUUACAAAAUAAAAUAUACAUAGAAUUUCUGUCUGUAUAAAUACUUGAUCUAUACAGCAUAUUUUAUUUGAGAGAUGUCCUGGGAACAUCUUAGGACGUUCGUAAAACAUAAGAACAUUCCUGGGAAAUCUAUACUAUUUAGGUAAUAUGUACAAUUUUUCUUUUUAAAUAAAUAACCGAAGUUAAUAAUGUUAGAAUAACAAUUAA